UGUAACCAGGCUAGGGGCACUCUGGUCUGUGCCACCCUCCAAACCAGACAGACGGCAGGACGGGAAGGCAGCUGCCUUUCAGACCACCGCACAUUAUGGAGGCUCUGUACAUCCAACCUUUAGAAGAGGACGGGGUGAUGAUGAUGGAGGAGGAAUGGGAAAAAAGUGAAGAGCAUGAAGAGGGAAGAAUGGAGGCCUCGACUCCCGUGGGUUCCACCACAGACGAGGAAACAGAUGAGGACUCUGAACCAGAGCCCCCGUCGGUCAUUCGGAGGAAGGUGUCAUUUGCGGAUGCUUUUGGACUCAAUCUGGUGUCAGUAAAGGAGUUUGACAAUGCUGAAUUGACAGAACCAGAAGUUAGCCAGGCCCCUGAGAGGGAGGCAACACGUCCCUCAGAAGAGUUCUACAUGUCCUCUCUGUUUACAGUCCCCUCGUCCCCAGAGGAGUUGGACCAGAGGCUAGAGGCACAGAUGGUUGAGCUGGAAAGCAUCGAGCUCCUCCCGGGAACCACCACACUCCGUGGCAUCAUCAGGGUGGUCAACCUCAGCUACAGUAAGUCUGUUUAUGCCCGGAUAAGCCUUGACCGUUGGACAAGCUACUUUGACCUGCAGGCAGACUACGUGCCCGGAUCCAGUGAUCGGAAAACAGACAGGUUUACCUUUAAGUAUACCAUGGUUCCUCCUUUUGAGAGAGAGGGAACCAGAGUGGAGAUCUGUCUGCGUUAUGACUCUUCAGUGGGCACUUUUUGGUCCAAUAACAAAGGAAUGAACUAUGUGCUGUUCUGCCAUCAAAAAGGACAUCUAAAUGAGCAUGGGCUUCAAGUGCAAGAGGAGAGUGCCAGCUACAAGAGUAAGAGGAGCUGUCUCAAAGCUCAAAACAGGAGGGGAAGUGCAGAGGAAAAGACCAGAGAGACCAUUAACACGUCGGCAGCUGUUGUAGAAGCAGAGGGCACAGAUAGAAAGACAGAGAUACAAUCAUUACUACACCACAAAGAACUCAAACCUUUGGUGGAUAGCAUAAAAAGCAGAGACAGCGCAACGCGUUUGGCACGUACGCAGGGCUGCCUCUCCCAGAGGAAGGAGCAAGUGCCAAAGGCUUAUUCAUGUGACUUAACCAAUGGCCAGAAAGCUUCUCAGCCUUUGCCGUGGAGCGUCUCCACCAGCUUCCUCCAUAAACGUCAAAAGAAACAAUCCAAGGAAGGUCCACAGGUGCUCACCUAUCACCAGAUUCCUCUGCUUACACUGGACUGGAACAAUGACAAAGCCCAUCAGUGGGGGGCUGCUCACAUGGAUGACAUCUGGGCCGGGAGAACUAAAAUGACCUUGUCAAAACCGUCAGUGGAAAAUAUAGAAGAUACACUUUCUGUUAAUGAUAUGUGGGAGACCUUUCUGAACGGUCCAGGUGAUACCACCGAUAAAGAAACCUCGGUGUGCGAUGUAUGGCAGGCAUUUCUUAAUGGGCCGAGCUGUACGGACCAUUCUGGCGUUCCAGAGUCAGAGUGGCUGCAGACAGCAGCAUCGGUGUCUCCCUCAAAUGAUAAAGAGCCCAAAACCCAAUAUGCAGCAAGCAGUCAGGAGCAGGGAUUUCAGGUAGGCACAGAUACACCCACCACCUUACACACGUACACCUCAGCUGCAUGUCAGCUGCUGUCAGACACUCGUGAAACAUCGUUGGCUAAUGUCGCCUUGAACACUGAAGACCACCAGCCAGCAGAGGCAUGUGUCAGCCGUCCAGGAGAUGACAACGCAGCAACACAAGAUGCCUCCCAAAGGUCACAGACAAACUCCGUAACAGACACUCUACAGGAAUUUAGCCUCGAGGGGGCAACGCCUGUGUCCGGAGGCUCUGUUGACAGUUCAACUGAGUGUCACAAGCGUGCAAUGUGGGAGCGAGAAAAAGAAGGAAUAAUAGCAGGAGCAGAAGGAAUAGGAGAAGAUGAGCCCUUCACAGCACACACAGCUGACUUGGUAACAAGCUCGGGGGAGUCGGAGACAACAGACAUGACAGCAACGCCAGAGUCUCAGAAUGCCAGCGCUGUUGAUAGGAUCUCACAGGGAGCAAGGCUGGAUGAGGGUCUUUCUUCCAGCAGGGAAGGGCAGGUUACACGUACCGCACACAAUACGACAGAUGACACGCUGGCAUUUAGGGGGACAAUCAGACAGGGGACAAAGGAUGGGGAGAGGUUUGUCUUUUCCACAUCCAGACAAGAAGUGGAGGAAGGGACCAUGAAUAACUGUACGGAAAAUAAAGUAUCUACAGAAGAGAAGAUAUUUAGGCCACAGAAAACAGAAGAGUGUGAAAUCUCCCAGAGGUACGCAGAUGAAAAGCACUGUGAGGAAUUCAGGCUGAACAGAGACAGUGAAAAUCCAUUACAGGAGAAUGAGAGUGAUGAAAAUGAAAUAAGACCCGCACGCUCACAUGCAGAUGAAUUCAAUCCAAACCAAACGUGUGAGGACAAUUUCAAGCAAAGCCAAAUAACGAGAGAAUUUAAAUUGGAGGAAUCAGAGAAUGCUACAUCAAAAAAGGAAGACUUGGAAGGAUUCAAAGAGACAGUUGAGGAACCUUCGUACUGUGCAACAAGCCAAGAAACAAAGAAACUAAUAGGUGCAGAAGCGGAAACUAUCCAGGUGUUAAAUGAGGAAGCAUGGAAACACAAUGACAAUGCCUCGCAACUAAAUUCAUCACUGCAGAAGGGAAACACAUCAGUAAUGUCAGAAGCAUAUAAUAAACAGUCAUGGCUGAUCCAAGGGGAAGAGCUGCGUAUUCAGAGAGAGGUCAAAGACGCAAAACCAACAGAAAUACAGGAAAAUGUUCCACUGAAAUCCGAAAGAAGUGAACAUGUAUUAGUCUCGAAUCAGACAGACGACAGAAAAAGCUUGAGUUGUGAUGGAAUAAUUGAGGAACAACAGGAAUUAAACCAAUCCGCACAGACGAGACACACAGCGCAAUCAUUGAAAAAGGUCUUCCAAAGUGACCGUGAUGCUUUCAGAUCUCUUCCAACGGAUACAAGCAACUCAAUGGAACUGAGAUGGACUUUUUCACGGGACGAUAUGAAGGGUCAGAAAGAGGACGUAAGCCAUGAAAUAAGCCCAGAGGAAGUUUUGGCGAAGGAGAACGUUGUAAAGAAAGACACUCUAAUAGAACUUCAACACCAACCUGAGACAUUAGAGAGAACAGAAGAGGAUAUGAGUCAGAGAGACAAAGAUGAGAGGGUGAGUAUUGGAAAGCUGAAAAUAGAAGCACUGGGGGAGUUGAUGGGUAAUGUGGAGAUCCCUCGGGGAGAGAGGAAGAAUGCGCCGGCUCAAUUGAAAGAACAAGAGUUGUCAGCAGUAGUUGAGAGCUCUCCACGUGUUGAAUAUAAAAAAUUGUCAGAGGGAACAAAAGACCCUGUUACGGCAGAAAAUACUGUAGCACUUGAAAUGAUAGAGUCGGGAUUGGAGGAGAUGUUCAUAGAAAGAUUUGGAGAAGAUUUGGUCAGGAGGAUUUGGGAAGAGGUGUUCGAUCUAAAAGAACAGGCGCCUAAUACAGAUACAAAUAUUGUUGAUCGAAUGGGGCACGAGCUGGCAGAUAUACCCGUUAUUACACAAGAUUGCCAUCUUCUUUUUGAGAAAGACUUUGAUGAUGCUUUUGAUUCAGGCGUAUUUUCCUUGACAGAAUUACCAUCAGAUCCAAAUUCAAGUCUCUGUCAAGGCCUAGAGCAAAGCUUAACGACUACGAGCAAUGAAUACUCCCCAAAAGAAAGAAAUCAGCCACUAAGCACAGCAGAACAAACUCACUUUCUGUCGGAAUCACAGACUGAUUCGAAUUCGAGUGCUCAUCUCAGUCAAGAUCUCACAGCAAUUUUAGCUCCUCAGAGUAGUUUGUCCUUGACUGAAUCAGCCCAAAGCUCUGCAAAGUAUCAGGACAACUACGCUCAAAUAAAAGAAAGAUCAGUCACCCAUCAGCAGACAGGUAGACAAAUAGAAGACUGUGUAGUCGUCCACAAAGAGAGUUUUAAUCGAUCAGAUCACCCAUCUGACAAACAUCCGAGUCCCUCCUCUGAGAAAUUAAAAGAGUCAGAUCGUGUCGUAUGGUGGAGUGUGUUAUACGUCCUCAGUCACAUCACCAGACUACUAAUCUGCGCGCUCUUAGUUGCCGGAUUCUUCGUCAUCGUUUACCUGUGUGAUUUCCCAGCAUUCUUUGCGCUCUACAUAUCUUCAUCAUGCUGGUGGUUUUAUAAGUGGAAGACGCAUCGAGUGACGACAAACAAGGGGAUGGUGGGAUAGCCCGAGUGUGACGAACUGCUGAGUGUAGCAUUUUAAAAACUUCAGUACAUCACAGUCAGAUUAAGCGUAGUGUCUUCAAAAUCUUCAUAGUGUGUAUUCAGACUGGUGAGGCCACUGUGGAGAUAAUUGGCAGCUACAAAACCGGGUGCAAUAAAAUAAAAUGCUACACACAGCACUUGUGGUGUGUGUGUGUGUGUGUGUGUGCGCGCGCGUGUGUGUGUG
This is a messenger RNA of Larimichthys crocea (large yellow croaker), 4487 nucleotides long. It is a transcript of the gene ppp1r3aa, whose product is annotated as protein phosphatase 1, regulatory subunit 3Aa. The transcript is spliced from 4 exons. The record is from RefSeq and is a predicted model, not a curated record. Gene Ontology annotation, cellular component: protein phosphatase type 1 complex. Gene Ontology annotation, molecular function: protein phosphatase 1 binding; glycogen binding. NCBI's taxonomy places the organism in Eukaryota, Metazoa, Chordata, Actinopteri, Sciaenidae. The coding region runs from base 96 to 4265 and encodes 1389 amino acids. Gene Ontology annotation, biological process: regulation of glycogen biosynthetic process.